Molecule: messenger RNA, 1081 nt
Organism: Cajanus cajan (pigeon pea)
Lineage: Eukaryota; Viridiplantae; Streptophyta; Magnoliopsida; Fabales; Fabaceae
Product: PLASMODESMATA CALLOSE-BINDING PROTEIN 1
Source: RefSeq, a predicted model, not a curated record
GGAAGGAAGGUUGGAUUCUGAUGGAUCCUAUUCCUGGUUGCACAGACAGACAUUAACGUUAUAACUUAGAAACACGAGAGAUGUUGAUGUCGAUGUUGAUGUUGAUGUUCUCAUAAAAAGAAAAAGCGAAAGCGUCUUCUAUUCCAUCUCCAUAAUAUAUUUUCCCUUCUCUCUCUCUUUACACCUUUACCAACUAAGCACAACAAAACUCCCUCAUAUAACUUUCUCCAUAUGGCACCACUUCCUCUGCUCCUACUAACCAUCGCACUCGCCACCCAGAGUGCGAGUGCGAGUGCGAGUGCGAGUGCGGUGGCUCAAGGAGGUGGCACCGCCACUUGGUGCGUGGCCAGGAGUGACGCCACCACCGACGCACUGCAAACGGCGUUGGACUACGCCUGUGGCGCUGGUGCUGAUUGCUUUCCUCUUCAGCCGGAGGGACUCUGUUUUCUUCCCAACACCAUUCAAGCGCACGCUUCUUAUGCCUUCAACAGUUACUAUCAGCGCAGAGCUAGAGCUCCUGGCUCCUGUGACUUUGCUGGCACCGCCACCAUUGCCACUAGUGAUCCCAGCUAUGGAUCUUGUGUGUAUCCAUCUACAGCAAGUGCUGCUGGAGGACCAAAUACACCAACCACAACACCUCCAAUGAACAAUCCAAAUGUGCCAUCAUCUACCACAACAACACCGAUCUAUGGUGGGGGCAAUCCUGGUGGACUAACUCCUGGAAUGAGCACUACUCCAUUCACUGACAAUUCAAGAGCACCUUCAGAAGCAAUAGAUACAUGGUUUUUGAUGAUCUUUUCCUCUCUUAUUAUAUUCAUUAUUAUCUCUUAGCCUAUGUGUGAUCUUUGGGGAGGCUUACAGUUUUGUCAGAAGUUAAAGAGAGCCUUUUGUUGUUUAUAACCUUAAUUUAUGCAACUACUUCUCAUACCCUACUAUUUUAAUGUACAAGGUUAUGAACAAGUUAAGCAUGACAACAUAACAUGGUUUAUUCAGGAAAGAGCAGAGCUAGGUUGUAGCAAGGCCUUUGCUGAUGUCAUUCUUGAUUUAUAGGGCUCAAAUUCAAUUCAAUACUUCAAUUUAA